AUCCAUCUCUAUACUGAUGUUGAUGAUUUGGGCCCCCCUUUGGGUCAAUGUAGGAGAAUUUGCUUCUACUGUGACAACCAGGCUGUCAUUGCUAUUUUGUCUGCCAAGAGCUCCAAAAUUCCCUGUGUGAUGAACCUUGUAUGGUUGAUCACUUUUCAAACACUUAGUUUUAAUUUUACAUUUACUGCUGAGCAUGUCCCCGGGGUUAAUAAUGUCAUUGCUGAGUAUCUUGUUUCCAAAUACAUGUCACCGUUCUGCCUUCUUGCAUCAGACGCAUUGCCACCUCCCUGCUGUCCGAUCCCUAAAUUUUUGACCAAAGUUUAACCAUGCAAGCUGCUUACUAUUACUGCCCAGUGUAUUGCUGCCGCUACUAGUUGCACUUACUCAUCCGAGGAGUACCAUUUAUGCAAUUCUGCCUUUUCAACAACCUUAUUUCCUCUGAGAACCUCUUUUUACCUGCCGAGGAGUCCACCUUAAACCAUUUUGUCACCCACCUCUACAGCCUACUCGCUUUCUUAUGGCACCAUCAAAGUUUAUGGCAGCAGUAAAAAUUCUUCAUAUUAGGUUUAAUUGUCUCCAGGAUCUCCCCUCUAUAUCAUUUCUAUUUAAGACCUUGCAUGACAUUAAAUCUUCCUUUGGAAUCUCUAAGCUAUCGCACCUUCCCAUCACAGUUUCAAUCCUCCACCAAAUUCAUCUUGUCCUACAACCCUCACGGUGCGUGAACACAGAUUCUUCCAUGUUGUGGGCCGCUUUUACUGUAGCCUUUUUAUGUUCUCUGCAUAGUAGUGAAUUAACUUGUGGUGGCACUUUUGAUGCUCAGAUCCAUCUGACCAGAUUGGAAGUUUCCUUUUACCCUGACCUGUUACAACCUGAUUACUUCGAAAUUGUUAUAAAAAAGUCUAAAACGGACCCCUUCUGGGCGACAGCCAAGCUCACUAUAGCCAAAUCAAACUCACCCGUAUGUGCUGUUACUGCCUCAAGAGACUACUUCCAGACAAGAACACAUUCAGCUGCUCAGCCUCUGUUCCAGUUCUCCGAUGGCCAGUACCUUACCCGCUCUUCUUUUACUCAUAAUUUCAGGCCUUGCUAAUCAUUAAUUUGUGGAUUUGACAGUAUGCAAUAUGUAUCACACAGCUUUCGCAUAAGAGCUGCUACAACUGCGGAAACUGUGGGCCUCCCAGACUGUCUGAUUAAAGUGCUUCGUCAAUGGAAAUCUAAUGUAUACCACACAUACAUAAAGACACCUACACGUAAAGACACUAUACUCAGCAUU
This is a messenger RNA of Porites evermanni, 1273 nucleotides long. Lineage: Eukaryota; Metazoa; Cnidaria; Anthozoa; Scleractinia; Poritidae. The record is from the annotation of a GenBank genome assembly.